CCGGAAGGCGUCUCUGGCAGGUCAAUGGCGGACGCGCUGCCAGAUUGCGUCCCGCUGUGGCGGGACUUCACCGACAAGCUGCUCAAGCCUCUCGCCUGGCCGUCCUUCUGGCAGGGGGUCUUGUUCGGCAGGGAGUGCAAUGGAGCCUCGCCUCAUGCAGCCCCGGUCGCCUUGCGACUGGCCCAGCCGAUGGAGGGUGGGCCAUCAUUGCUGCCGCUGACGCCCGGCUCGUCGAGCACCAUGCUGCCGCUGACGCACGACACCGUGCAGGGCGCGGCACAGCUGGCCGAGGAGCACAAGUACUUUCUCGGCGCCUGCCUCGCGAUUGCGCUGCUGCUGGCGCUCGCCGUGCGGCUGCGAGGCGCGCCUGCGAGGCUCUCACGAGGCGGCCAGCACAUGGUGCUCAACGACGAGGGCGGCGGAAUGCGCACGACGAGCGGCGGCAGCGGCGGCGGCUUGGCCCGCUUCUUACCAUGGGGGUCGGCCCCAGGAGGCAGCUCCGGGCCGGUGGGCAUCAUGGAGGCGGGGCUCCUUCCGAAGCCCGUGCAGGCGCCACCGCCAAAGUACUGGCUCGAGGCGCGGAAAGAAGACGCCGAGGUGUCCGAGCCAGCUCGGAAGGCGGCCGUCCCGCUGCAGAAGCGACGGUCUCACGACACGAGCGGCUCACCCGCACAGGAGUUGGCGGCGGCGGAGGCGGCGGCGGAGGCAGCGGCGGCGGCCAGAAAGGCGGCGGAGGAGGAGGAGGCGGCACUCAAGCAGGCUCAGAUGUAUGAGGCGAGUCGGAAGGCGGAGGCGGCGACACCGCGAGGCGGCUCGCUGCCGGUCACGGCGACGCCACGAAGCCGCCAGUCGUUUUCGACGCGCUUGUGAUUGAGGCUGUCGCCAGUGUCCCAACGGCGGGAGGGAGGCAGGGAGUAGCCGGCUACUUGGACGGGCGCUUUGGAGCAGGUCCAGGCGGUGUGCGGCGGCCAAUCAGAGGAUAGCCGGGCACGGACUCGGCCCGCCUUACGCGGGCCUCUUGGUGCUCGUUUGAGCCCCCUCUGGAGCGGGUCGCUCUGUGUCUGUCUUGCGAGAGGCUUCUAGGCGUUGUCGACGUGCGUGAGGAGUGGGAUCCGAGUCAAGAGUGGAGAGAGAGAUGUAGAGGGAGUUCUCCGAGAGAGAAAUCUCAGAUAGAGAAUUAGAGAU
Molecule: messenger RNA, 1185 nt
Organism: Emiliania huxleyi CCMP1516
Lineage: Eukaryota; Haptophyta; Isochrysidales; Noelaerhabdaceae
Exons: 2
Coding region: 25-870 (281 amino acids)
Source: RefSeq, a predicted model, not a curated record